Molecule: messenger RNA, 2375 nt
Organism: Saccostrea cuccullata (small rock oyster)
Lineage: Eukaryota; Metazoa; Mollusca; Bivalvia; Ostreida; Ostreidae
Product: sodium- and chloride-dependent transporter XTRP3-like
Exons: 10
Coding region: 24-2066 (680 amino acids)
Biological process (GO): sodium ion transmembrane transport
Cellular component (GO): plasma membrane
Source: RefSeq, a predicted model, not a curated record
GGGGAAUUUAAUAAGACAACAAAAUGCCAAAAUCUAAAGGGACUAAUUCAGAGAAUGAUGCUGAGCUGAUGCAUCCAUUGAACACGGAUGUCAUCAUAGAACAAGAAAUUCUUGACCAUGAAAGGCCAGCAUGGGGAAGUAAAUUUCAGUAUUUUGGAAUGGUUAUUUCUACUGCUGUGGGACUUGGCAACGUUUGGAGAUUUCCUUAUUUGUGUCAGCAGCAUGGAGGAGGUGCUUUUCUUAUUCCCUACCUCAUCAUGUUGUUUGUGGAAGGAAUGCCUUUACUUUAUCUGGAAUUCGCUGCAGGACAACAUUUCCGCAAGGGGAGUAUGGGGACAUGGAACUUGGUCCACCCCAUGCUGGGAGGGGUGGGGGUGGCCAGUGCUGUCACUUCCUUCAUUGUGGGGGUGUAUUACAAUGCCAUAAUCAUGUGGUGCCUUUUUUAUCUGGUGCAUUCCUUUACUGGGACAUUGCCAUGGUCUUCAUGUCCUACGGAACCUAAGGGUAAUAUAACAGUACCAGUUCUAGAGUGUGAUGUUAGUGGACCCACGUCUUAUUUUUGGUAUCGUAAUGCUCUAGAGAUUUCCCCAAGCAUUGAGGAGACCCAGGGACUUAAAUGGAAGAUGCUUCUUUGUCUGAUUUUUGCGUGGUGUGUGGUGUAUGCUUGUAUUUGGAAAGGAAUCAAAUCUUCUGGAAAGGUUGUUUAUGUAACAGCUUCCUUCCCCUACAUUGUGCUGUUCAUCUUUCUUGGUCGUGGAGUCACGCUAAGGGGUGCUGGGGCUGGUCUUGCCCACAUGUUUACUCCCAGGCUUGACCGUUUGGAGGAUCCACAAGUCUGGUUGGACGCAGCCACUCAGAUCUUCUAUUCGUUUGGGCUGGGCUUUGGAGGCAUGAUUGGUUUCUCCAGUUACAACCCAAAGAAAAACAACUGUGAAAAGGACGCCAUUAUAGUGUCCAUUGUAAACUGGUUCACCGCCAUUCUGGCUUCGGUGGUCAUCUUCUCGGUGCUGGGGUUCAAGGCCACUGUGAUGUACGACAAAUGUGUUUUUAGAAACAUAGAGGCCAUCUCUAACUUCUACCCACAAUGGAACACUACAACAUUGACUGAAGAUAUCUACAUCCAGGAAUUCCAGGCUAAUAAAACAGUGAUGUCCGCUUUAAAUCUGACAAAAUGUAGUCUCAGUGACGAUCUUGAUAAUGCUGCUCAAGGAACAGGCUUGGCCUUCAUUGUAUUUACUGAGGCUAUCAAUGAGUUUGGGUCGUCUGCUCCUUUCUGGUCCAUCAUCUUCUUCCUUAUGCUUCUCUCCCUUGGAUUUGGCAGUGAAUUUGGUACACUAGAGGGUGUUACUGCAUCUCUGUAUGAUUUAAAACAUCCAAUUUUCAGGAAGAAAUGGUUGGUUUCUGGGACAUUAUGCCUUGUCAGUAUGAUGAUUGGGGUGUUGUUUGUUUUGGGGAGCGGAUCCUAUUGGGUGGGAUUGUUUGACUCCUUUGGUGGAUCCUUCCCCCUGAUCACUGUAGCUCUGGUGGAAAGCUUUGGAAUUGGCUGGGUGUACGGAGUGGACAAUUUUGCCCGAGAUAUUAAGGAGAUGAUCGGACAUGAACCACACCGCUACUGGAAGAUCAUGUGGAAGUUUAUUGCUCCACUUUUCAUCGCAUUCCUGUUAGCAGCCACACUAAUCAGCAAAUUUAUAAAACCCAUCACUUACGAUGUCUACAGUUAUACAAAGUAUAUCAUGGUUCCUGAGACGUACCCCUGGUGGGGAGGAGCUACGGCUGCUCUACUAGUCCUUUCCUCGGUUCUAUGCAUUCCAGGGGUGGCUCUCGCCAGAAAACUGGGAUUCUUUAAGUUUGAAGGACCUACCUCAAAGAACAUAAUUAUAGAAACAGGUGGCCAUACCCAGUCCACCGCAGCAUUCUUAAAAUCUGAUAAUGACUCGGGUCAUAAUUCUGACGAGAUAAAUGACGAGUAUGUUACUCGGGAUCGAGAUACGAGUUGUGCCAUACCAGAAAGACCUGAGAAAGUCAACUUCGAUGACAUUUUAGAAAAGGCAGAGAGUAAACUAUGAAGAGUGCUGUUAGUUCGUAAGUUUGGGGGUUUUCUUUAAUGCAUUUAAAGAGAUUUUUUUGUUUACUUCUGGUUAUUUAUCCAAAGAGUGUUUGCUUGCUGAAUUUUUUCCCAUAAGAUCAUUGUUAGAGACUGAAUGGGUAAAUCAAUAGAUAACUCUCUAAAAGUGGAUACACAUGGUAGAAAGUGGGUUUUUUUUAGUAUAAGCUUAUUUUUAGCAGAAAAUCAUGCUUGUUUUUGUGUGAGGUUCAAGUUAUUGUUAUCAUUUUCUUAUCAUGAAACACAAAUUAUAUGAAAGUGGACAUGAACA